UCCAACAUGGCGGCCCCCAUAAAGACACUAGCCAUGGUUUCUAACACAGGUGGUUCGGUGUAUUGCUGAACUGGUCUCCUGUCUGUCUAGCCCGAGCGACAGAAAGUACGAGUUGAAGUUCGUUUCUGGUCACCGCUCCAGAGAGCCAACCGCCCCUCAGAGGGUCAGCAGUUCCCUCUUCUUUCUAGUCCAAGCAAACUCCUCCUCUGCCUCUGGUUUGUUCCCCGCGCCACCUCUGGAUACCCCCAAGGACCUGACCCUACCAGACUCAAAACUAUGAGCUUUCGGCAGCUGCUGUUGCGCUUGACCCGUUCUCUCGGGGCCUCGGGUCCCCCGCGUCGCCUCUGGUGGUACCCAGCCCUCGACACGAUCUCCAUGGUGGGCUCCUGGUCCCCGUCCUCUAGGUCCCCGGCCCAUUGGAAUCAGGUGGUAUCAGAGGCAGAGAAGAUCGUGGGUUAUCCCACGUCCUUCAUGAGCCUCCGCUGCCUGCUGAGCGACGAACUCAGCAACAUCGCUAUGCAGGUGCGGAAGCUGGUGGGGACUCGGCACCCUCUGCUUACCACAGCCAGGGGCCUAGUACACGACAGCCGGAAUAACCUCCAAUUGAGAGGCUUGGUGGUGCUACUUAUUUCUAAAGCAGCUGGGCCCAGCAGUGUCAACUCUUCAUGUCAGAACUAUGACAUGGUCAGUGGGAUCUAUUCAUGCCAAAGAAGUUUAGCAGAGAUCACAGAACUUAUCCAUACUGCUCUCCUUGUACACCGUGGGAUAGUAAAUUUAAAUGAAUUGCAAUCUUCUGAUGGACCACUGAAAGACAUGCAAUUUGGAAAUAAAAUAGCUAUCCUGAGUGGAGACUUUCUUCUAGCAAAUGCCUGCAAUGGACUAGCUCUGCUGCAGAACACCAAGGUUGUGGAGCUUUUAGCAAGUGCUCUUAUGGACUUGGUACAAGGAGUAUACCAUGAAAAUUCUACUUCAGCUAGGGAAAGUUAUAUCACAGAUGAUAUUGGAAUAUCGACUUGGAAGAAGCAGACUUUUCUCUCCCAUGGUGCCUUACUAGCAAAGAGCUGCCAAGCUGCAAUGGAAUUAGCAAAGCAUGAUGCUGAAGUUCAGGAUAUGGCAUUUCAGUAUGGAAAGCACAUGGCCAUGAGUCAUAAGAUAAAUUCUGAUCUCCAGCCUUUUAUUAAAGAAAAGACCAGUGACUCUGUGGCAUUUAAUCUAAAUUCAGCUCCUGUAGUCCUACAUCAGGAGUUUCUUGGAAGAGAUUUGUGGAUUAAGCAGAUUGGAGAGGCUCAAGAAAAAGGAAGAUUAGACUAUGCAAAGUUGCGAGACACAAUCAAAGCUGGCAAAGGUGUGACUUCAGCUAUUGACCUGUGUCGUUACCAUGGAAACAAAGCACUGGAGGCCCUGGAGAGCUUUCCUCCCUCGGAGGCCAGAUCUGCUUUAGAAAACAUUGUGUUUGCUGUGACCAGAUUUUCGUGACUCCAAAUUAAAAAGACACUAUUGUUCGUUUGCCGGAAAAAAAAAAACUAGGGAAUGAGGUGAUCUGGAGAGCUUUCAUGAUAAAAUUUC
Molecule: messenger RNA, 1566 nt
Organism: Choloepus didactylus (southern two-toed sloth)
Lineage: Eukaryota; Metazoa; Chordata; Mammalia; Pilosa; Megalonychidae
Gene: PDSS2
Product: decaprenyl diphosphate synthase subunit 2
Exons: 8
Coding region: 277-1476 (399 amino acids)
Biological process (GO): isoprenoid biosynthetic process; ubiquinone biosynthetic process
Cellular component (GO): mitochondrion; transferase complex
Molecular function (GO): prenyltransferase activity
Source: RefSeq, a predicted model, not a curated record